Molecule: messenger RNA, 1131 nt
Organism: Cajanus cajan (pigeon pea)
Lineage: Eukaryota; Viridiplantae; Streptophyta; Magnoliopsida; Fabales; Fabaceae
Product: Haloacid dehalogenase-like hydrolase (HAD) superfamily protein
Source: RefSeq, a predicted model, not a curated record
GUUAUUUAAGCUACAUCCAAAAAGUUUCAUUGGUUCCCACUUCCUCAGUUUGUAUUGUUCUCAUUUCUCAAUUCUCUCACUCAGACCCUUUCUUUGAUUCUUGUUGUUGUUGUUGCUUUCCAAUGUGAAGAGACCAAAACAUGGCUCUAAUCGCUGCUAGGAUUCUUGGUUCGAAUUCGAGACUCGCGGUUCCCCUCCGGCGCUGGCGGUGGCCGGCGUACUCCUCCGCCUCGGCUGCGGUGGCGGAGUCGGAGAGCACGGAGGUGAAGGACUACGCCGACUACCGGCGCUCCCUGUACGGACAGAUCACGCACAAGGCCCUCCUCGUCGACGCCGUUGGCACACUCGUCCUCCCUUCCCAGCCCAUGGCUCAGAUAUAUAGAACGAUUGGGGAGAAGUACGGUGUGGCGUAUUCGGAGGAAGAGAUACUCUACAGAUACAGAACAGCGUACAGCCAGCCUUGGGGGAAAUCUCGUCUCAGGUAUGUUAAUGAUGGUAGGCCCUUUUGGCAAUAUAUAGUUAGUUAUUCUACCGGCUGUUCAGAUCCCCAGUACUUUGAAGAACUGUAUAACUAUUAUAUGACAGACAAGGCAUGGCACCUCAAUGAUCCUGGUGCAGAAGAAGUAUUCAGAGCUCUUAGAAAAUCUGGUGUGAAAUUAGCUGUUGUGUCAAAUUUUGACACUAGAUUAAGACCUCUCCUGCGGGCAUUAAAUUGUGACAGUUGGUUUGAUGCUGUGGCAGUGUCAGCUGAGGUUGCAGCGGAGAAACCAAAUCCAACUAUAUUUCUCAAAGCAUGUGAACUAUUGGAUGUAAAGCCUGAGGAAGCUGUUCAUGUUGGGGAUGACCGCAGAAAUGAUAUAUGGGGUGCCAGGGAUGCAGGUUGUGAUGCUUGGCUUUGGGGAAGCGAUGUUCACUCCUUUAAGGAGGUAGCACAGAGGAUUGGGAUCCAGGUCUGAAAGACGAUCUCUUUACAAUAAGUAUGUGUAUGAUGUUAUGCAUGUAUAGAGUCCUUUAGGCUUUAGCUUUAAGGCUGUAAACGUUCUACUCCUUUUUGCAAUGUAUGUACAUAUAUGUGAGCCUAUAAAAACCGUCAAUGGAAGGUGUAGGUAGGAACUUUUAUCUUUUCAUUGA